CUUAUUCUCUCCAUGUGACCCGAGUUGUGUGCAUCUUCCACCUUUGUUUCAUGGACCUCGUCCCUGUGUAAACGUCUGUUGCUUUGGCUUGCGAGGGGCUUGGAUACAUUGUUUCCUAUGCUGUGCUUGAGAGAAGUGAAGCAGAGGAUAGUUCCCCUUCCUACGCAUCCCAUCAGCCGCACGUCAUCUCGGCAGCAAUGGGCUCAACACAAUUAGGAAUUGUCAGCUUAUUUAUUUGUUUACGUAUUUCUCCAGGAAUUAAAUGCUUGUCUGCUUGUUUUGUUAUAUCUCUCUCCCAAGACGCGGGAUUCGCCACGUCUUGGCCAGAAGAUCAACGUACAGUCUCAUGGCUGUCAACCUCUUUAUCAGUGCUCAAUUCAGACCUCAUUGGUCACCCUGUGCUUAUACAUAUCAACGUUCAUCCUACAAAGUCCCAUCACAGCGGAGAAACACAAAUCGUCCAGCAUGUAACUAAACAAAACAAAUAAUGUAUUUUGACAUGGGGAUGCACACUCAUGUUGAUUUUGUUGUUGUCCGUAUUGAAACAGCUGUACGUCGUAUGAGCCUGAAGACUCAAUUCCCCUGCAACAGAACGGGGGGUCACCCGUGUGGGUUGGCACGGCGUGCCCAGUGCGCACAAUGAGCUGUUACGCGUGAACACCACUGUACAAUUACUGUACUUGAGCAGACCGGGGAAUCGAUUUGUGGUGAAUCGGAAUCGCGGUGCGAGAAUCGCUCCGCGUGGGGGGGGGGGCAAUGAGCGCGCGCUGUGAUGACGUCAUCGUGAGGGAGCGCGCCGCGGGUACCCCCGUGACGUCAUUAGAAGCGGCGGAGACUCCGCGCGUGCGAGGGGGUUUCACGCUGGCAUCAUUGUACAUUGAUGGCGCUUACGUUGGACAGCACGAUCGAGAAUUGUUAGAAAAAAUUCACCAAGACCUUGAGCUGUUCACUCAGCAGCUGUCCCUUAAAAAAUACAGGGUGCUGGUGUUCCCACCGCUGAGCAGCCGCUGCCGGUUCCUCACCCACACGGCCGUGGGGCACCACAAACAGCUCAGCAGCUUCUCCAUCGGCUUCGGCAGCCAGCGCCGCACCGUCGUCUGCCACAGAGACCUGCGGUGCACUCCACAAGACUUGCAAGUCGGUGAACCAUCAAACCGCAACAGAUAUUUUAGUUCAGAAGCUCCGACCGCGUCGACCCGAGCUGCCGGAGCGGGCGAAGGCGCGAGGGUUGCGGGCGGCGGUAGCAUCGGCAUGGAGGGCAGGAGGAGCGUGGGCAACCCGGCACGCGGGCGCCAGAAGCGACCGGACAUCCAGCUGUACGUGCCGCGGGGGCGGAGGCACGAGGGUGCCGCCGAGAAUGGGGAGGGUGGCGGCGGUGGCGAUGCGCCGGAGGAGGCCGCGGCAGUGGGGGCGGUGGUGGGGCGUGCGCGGCAAGGAGGUGAUGCGGACGGCACGGCUGCCACGGCCGCCGCCGCAGCGGAGAGGGCGUCUGCAAAAACCAAAACGAGUCGGCGGGGGUCGACGCACGAUCGCAGGGAUGUCGCCAGGAGGAGCGCGGCGCGAUGCGGCGGCACGACGGUCGCGGAGGGCACCGGCGAAGUCGCGCCAACACCAAGCGAUUCCGUGGGAACGGGCGCCGAUCUCGGGGGAACGGGUUUUGCGAGCCGCGCCAACGAGCACGGCUCUGUGCAGGGCAGUGAUGAUGAUAAUUCAAACGACGCCACUCCAUCCUUGCCCCUAAAUGUUUUACGGGUGUCAAACGACGAGGCGCCGCCCGGCUCCGUCGGGUUCAAACGCUUGCCAGGGGAUACGGACGUCCGUGAGGCCGACGAUGCAGACGCCGCGCGCUCCCACAGCGGCCGCCGGAGUGCUGUCGAGGCACGAGUCGCCUGCGGUGCCGCCAACGCGAGCCCAGCCACACCGCGGGCCCCUUGCUUCGCUCGCCGCGCGUCAGGAGACAGCGGCGUGGACCCUGCGCUACACGGCGACCGUAGGGCAUCGCCUGCCGUGCCCUCGCAGGCCGACUCCCAGUGCUCGUGGUCUGCCAACGUGCAUGGCUGUGAGAAGCAGCUUUUAGCAGCGGAGGCAGAUGAUAAUCCAAACAGCCCACCCAUCACUACCAAAGACAACUGGGAUGAUGAUGAUGAUGAUGAUGAUUUACGGAGUAAAACUCCAGCAAAGGGUCCUGUACCUGCCACACCACUGUCCCUUGCAGAAGAGUUACGGUCCCGCUGUGUGGUGGGAGUCGGCGAUGCUCAUUGCUUGUCGGAGGUGGCUGCCCCGGUGGUCACGUGUGGUGCCGCUUUACCGGCAGUGGUGGGAGUAGAUGUGGGAAGAGAAGCGGGAGGAUAUGUGGGAGGAAAUAUGGGAGGAGAUACGGGGGGAGAUGUGGGAGGAAAUAUGGGAGGAGAUGCGGGGAGAGAUGCGGGAGGAGAUGCGGGAGGAGAUAUGAGAAGAGAUGCGGGAGGAGAUGCGGGAGGAGAUGCGGAAGGAGAUGCGGGGGGAGAUGUGGGGGGAGAUGCGGGAGGAGAUGCGGGAGGAGAUGCGGGAGGAGAUGCGGGAGGAGAUGCGGGAGGAGAUGCGGGAGGAGAUCCGGGAGGAGAUGCGGGGGGAGAUGCGGGAGGAGAUGCGGGGGGAGAUGCGGGGGUAGCUGCGGGGGGAGCUGCGAGUGGCGGGGAUGGAGGUGAGGAGCAGCAGGAGGACAGCUGGGACGCCAUGUUCGAUGACAGCGGAGAGUGCCUGGAUGGGCAACUGAUGCAGGAGCUCGCAGGCAACCUGAAGCAGGAGACGGUGACGACGCUUCAGGAGCCGCAGUUCGACUACUAUGGCUACCGGCCAGCAGAGCCCGGCUGGGAUGAUGGCGACUUUGGCCACGUCCUGGAGAUCUACGGCUUCCCAAGUGGCUUCCGCACCGAGGACCUCAUCUCGGCGUUUUCCGCCUUCCAGUCGAGGGGCUUCGACGUGAAGUGGGUGGACGACGAGCACGCGCUCGGCCUGUUCAGCAGUCCCAUCGCUGCUCAAGACGCGCUGGCGAUGAAGCACGCACUGGUGAGGACGCGCCCUCUCUGCCGGGCGAGCAGCCCGACGCGCGACAAGGCCCGCCGCAACCCUGAGUUCCUGCAGCCUGUGAGGCCGCGGCCCCAGACGAGCGCGGUGCUGGCGCGCCGCCUCGUGGCCGGGGCGCUGGGCGUGCGGAGCGGCGCCUCCCCCGAGCAGCGCUCCGCUGAACGCCGCAAACUCCAGGAAGCCAAAGAUAAGAAAAAGCUGAUUGCCAAGCAAAGAGAAGACAUCUGGGAAGGAAGUGUCUGAAAUAGCCCCGCAGAAUAUUUCUUUUUUUAUAUUUAAUUUAAGAUAUUGUGUUUGGUACGGGCCUUAGAGAGCCUGUUUAUUAUGAGGUUUAGAGAAACUUUUUUAGCUCAAGGUUUAGAGAGACCGUGUUUCGUAUGUGGUUUAUGAGACUGUGUUUAGUAUGGGGUUUAGACUUGAGUGGCAUUUAUAGAGACUGUUUAGUACGGGGUUUAGAGAGACUGUGUUAACGAUUGUAUUUAGAGAGACUGUUUAGUAUGAGGUUUAGAGAAACAUUUUGUUCAGGGUUUAGAGGCUGUUUAGUAUGAGGAUUAGAGAGGCUGUUUAGUAGAUAUGUGCAUAUAUGAAGCUACCAUCAUCCAUUGCAAUGAUAACUGUGCCUGUUUUAAAAAAAGUUACUUCAAUGGAUUAGCAGUAGUACAUUAGAAACUCCUUAUUUUUGGGGUGAGAAAUCAGCUCCCCUUUCAUUGGCGUGUACCUCUUAACACAUGGCUGCAGACAUCUCACGCGUGCCGAUGUGGCCGUGUGUUUUCACUGUCGCGGUACCGAGUGGUGGCGCGAUGGGGGGUUGAUAUCCACUGCUGGAUGAAGGCCACCCCUGGACCGGCGGGCGCCAACUCACGGUCUCACGAUAAACCAUCGUCACGCAAACUUCGGUCAACCUCGCAGCAGCAGGAGCGGCUUUUGGCGAGCCCAUCGAACGAAGACGGUUACCGCAUCGCGCACGCUUUUGGAUGCAUUUCUGCUGCCGUCUGGAACGGCCCUCCUACUGCUAUUAGGAAGCCACUGGAGCAAUGCACUUUUAAAUCUAGAUUGAAAACGAAUUUCUUUAAAAUAAAUUUUUGUGUUUAGUUUGUCCUUCCCCCGCACGUCCGAUUAUCGCAGUUGGCUACGUAUGGUGCACAAUAAGUUAAACAUACAGUACAUACAGUGAACAUACAAGCACCCAUACACAAGCAUCACUCCAACGUGGACACUGAAGCAGGGAGUGGAACAAAAAGAGUAAAAUUAUACAAAGCGGCGUGGAGAGGUGCAUGCUGAGAUGUACACUUUGAGACAGCAAAAUUUAAUUAGAAGCGAAGUUGACAUGAUCACCGUAAAUGAAGUCGGUGGGUGUUGUAGCAGCACACAUCACUGCUAGAGCGGAAGAUAGCUGAUGAUCUCGACCGGUGUCGGGGUUGGCAGCUAAAGGAGAGAUCGCGCCCCAAGAGGGCGUCUGCCGUGGAGAUGGAGCAACGCGAUGAGCUCGGUUGCCGGAAUGGGAUUGUAACAUCGCAGGGUCUUGCGGUUGGUGACAUCAUGAGGCCUUCAGCAGUGAAUAAAUGGUGGUUGAUGAGGCAAUAUUUAAACAAUAAUCUCCGCAACCAUUUGAAUGUGGAUAUUGUAAAACUCGUGAAAUGUAAUAUUUAAAAACCCUUAGUUGCACCUAUGUGACUGGUUUAUGAGUCGCCAUUCCAGUUCGUAUGUGGAGUGUUUGUGUGUCUCAGCACUGCGGCUGCAAGAUGCACAUUCUCGGUGUCAAAACCAGGGCUGAGCACAGCGUGAGGACUUUGUACAGCGCUGCCGACGCGCGUCCACACUCGCAGGCGAUCCCCUUGUUAGGGGCCGUCCAUAACGCACCUGGGGGGGCGGGGGGCGGGUCAGACAUUUGUGACG
This is a messenger RNA of Petromyzon marinus (sea lamprey), 4962 nucleotides long. RefSeq lists its product as uncharacterized. Gene Ontology annotation, molecular function: nucleic acid binding. The record is from RefSeq and is a predicted model, not a curated record. Lineage: Eukaryota; Metazoa; Chordata; Hyperoartia; Petromyzontiformes; Petromyzontidae.